Messenger RNA from Bacillus rossius redtenbacheri, 813 nucleotides. RefSeq names its product ribosomal protein S6 kinase alpha-4-like. Gene Ontology annotation, biological process: protein phosphorylation. NCBI's taxonomy places the organism in Eukaryota, Metazoa, Arthropoda, Insecta, Phasmatodea, Bacillidae. Gene Ontology annotation, molecular function: protein kinase activity; ATP binding. Bases 1 to 813 code for a protein of 270 amino acids. The transcript is spliced from 3 exons. The record is from RefSeq and is a predicted model, not a curated record.
AUGUCUCGUGGUGUGAGAGUUCCCGUGGCGGCCGGCAGCGAGGAGAGCUUCGAGGUGCUGAAGGUGCUGGGUCGGGGCGCCUUCAGCACGGUGCACCUGGUGCGCAAUGUCGGCGGGUGCAGCUACGCCCUGAAGGAGCUGCAGAAGGGGCAGUACAGGACCAAGGUCCCUCCUGAAGGAGCGGCGAGUGCUGGUGGCUUCCUCCUGCACCUGCACUACGCCUUCCAGACGGAGGAGGCGGCCUUGUUCGUGGUCGACCACGCGGCGGGAAGCGACCUCACCGCCGUGCUGGAGGACCUGGGGUUCCUGGUGCUGGCCCAGCUCUUGACGGCCCUGCACACCCUCCACUCGCUCGGCGUGAUGCACCGAGACGUGAAGGCCGACCACGUGGUGCUGGCCGACUACGGGCUGUGCUCGGAGCCGGCGGGGGAAGGCUGCCUGGCCCGCCGCACCUUCUGCGGGACGCUGCUGACGGGGAUACAGCCCUUCGACCCCAAGCACGAGGGCGACAGGAGGAAGACUGUUAGCAACAUCAUCAACAAGGAGCCGCAGUACCCGCCGCGCCUGUCGCCCGAGGCGGCGGACUUGCUCAGGAGGCUGCUGAGCCUCGGAGGGCCGGCGGCUGACCUGGCGAAGAGGUCGGAGAGGUGCCAGUAUACUCCUCCGAGGAUACCUGUCAGGCUUCGACUACACGUCGCCAGUCCACCAGCAGCCCUCGGCCAGACCACAGCCCCCGUCCAGUCCCCAGCCCCCAGCAAGUCCACAACCCACGUCCAGUCCACUGCCCAAGUCCAGUCCACUGCCCCCGUCUAG